This is a messenger RNA of Centruroides sculpturatus (bark scorpion), 2493 nucleotides long. RefSeq names its product melanopsin-B-like. Gene Ontology annotation, molecular function: G protein-coupled receptor activity. The transcript has 3 exons. Lineage: Eukaryota; Metazoa; Arthropoda; Arachnida; Scorpiones; Buthidae. Gene Ontology annotation, biological process: G protein-coupled receptor signaling pathway. Gene Ontology annotation, cellular component: membrane. The record is from RefSeq and is a predicted model, not a curated record. Bases 14 to 2332 code for a protein of 772 amino acids.
UUCACUUUAAAACAUGAAGGAAUCGCUAGAGAUGUCAAAUUCUUCUGAAAGUGUAGAUUUUAUUAACUUUACAUCAUUUACAAAAGAUUUAAAUUUAACGAACGAUAGUUAUGUCGGUAACGUAACGACGACUGUUACACUUUUCGAAACGUAUUCAAAGGAGUUACUUUACUUCGCAGCAGCUACUUGUAUUGUGUUCGUCUUCAUUGGAGUGCCUGGAAACUUCGUGACCAUCGUCGCUCUACUUAAAAGCCCUCGAUUGAGAAAUGCAACAUCAGCAUUCAUUAUUAAUCUUUGUGUAGCUGAUGGAUUAUAUUGCGCUUUCACUCUCCCACUCGCAGCAUCAACUUUCAUUCACAGAGCGUGGAUCUAUAGCGACUUUCUUUGUAUGAUUUUCCCUCUGUUUCGUUACUCAAAUGCUGCUGUUUCUCUUUUCACGGUUAUUGCCAUUACGGUCAACAGAUACGUCAUCAUCGUCCACCCAAAAAGCUACACGAAGAUCUAUACUAAGGUGAGCAUUUCUGUCAUCAUCGCAUUUAUCUGGUUGAUAUCCUUUGCAUUGAUGACACCCACUGCUCUUGGAGUUUGGGGAAAAUUCGCUUUCGAUCCCGAAGUGGGGACGUGUACCGUAGUGAAAGUCAAUGGAAAAUCGUCGAAAACUUUUAUUUACAUCAUAGCAUUUUUUAUACCUAGUUUGGCUUUCGUGUUCUGUUACUCGAGAAUAUUCUGGAUCGUCAGAAAGUCGGAAAGAAAAUUAAAAGCCGGGCGUGGGUUAAAGACGGAAAAGAAGGGCAUGAACUUUAAACUAAAUUGUUUUGGAAAGAAGGCAGAAAAAUCGGAAAACGAAAGAAAGAAGAAACAAUCGAAAGACUUAAAACUGUUAAAAGUGAUUCUGGUAAUAUUUUUAGCUUUCGUCGUCUGUUAUUUUCCUGUUAUAUUUGUUAAAAUAUUCAAAAAGGAGAAGAAUCUUCCAGCAUUGAACAUCUUGGGAUAUCUUGGUGCAUAUUGCACCGCAUUUAUUAAUCCUAUCAUUUAUGUCAUCAUGAGCAGAGAAUACAGAAGAGCUUACAAAGAAUUAUUCAUCUGUGUCAAUAAAGUUAAUAGUGUUGCAGAGACACGCACUACACUGCGUGAAUUUACCUUGUAUUCUUCUAAUAUAUCAAACGGAAGUUUGAUAUAUUUCCUUCAAUCUUGUUCUAAUUCACUUUCCAGCAUGAACGACUCGCUAGAGAUGUCAAAUUGGAAUCAAGGCACACAUUUUAUUAAUGUUACUGUGUUUAUAAAUGACUCGGUUAUAACAAACGACAGUUCUGUCAGUAACGUAACAACUGUUCCGCUUUUCGAAACGUAUCCAAAGGAGUUACUGUACUUCGCAGCGAUUUCCUGUAUUGUAUUCGUCUUCAUUGGAGUACCUGGAAACUUCGUGACCAUCGUAGCCUUACUUAAAAGUCCUCGAUUGAGAAAUGUCACCUCGGUAUUUAUCAUCAAUUUGUGCGUGGCCGAUGGCCUAUUUUGUAUUUUUAGUCUUCCGCUCGCAGCGUCCAUGUUCAUACACAAGAUGUGGAUCUACAGUGACUUCCUUUGUAUGAUUUUCCCUCUGCUUCGUUACUCAAACGCUGCCGUUUCUCUCUUCACCAUUAUUGCCAUUACGGUCAACAGAUACGUCAUCAUCGUCCACCCCAAAAGCUACACGAAGAUCUAUACUAAGGUGAGCAUUUCAGUUAUCAUCGCGUUUAUCUGGUUGGUAUCUUUUGCAUUGCUGACACCCACUGCCUUCGGAAUUUGGGGAAAAUACGCAUUUAGUCCCGAAGUGGGGACGUGUACAGUGGUGAAAGUUAACGGAAAGUCGUCAAAAACUUUUAUUCACACCUUGGCAUUUGUUAUACCAAGUUUCACUUUCAUCUUUUGUUACUCCAGGAUAUUCUGGAUCGUCAGAAAAUCGGAAAGAAAAUUAAAAAUCGGGCAUGGAUUAAAGAAGGAAGAGAAGAGCGUGAACUUUAGAAUAAAAUGUUUCGGGAAGAAAGCGGAAAAAUCGGAAAGCGAAAGAAAGCAGAAACAAUCUAAAGAUUUAAAACUGCUAAAGGUGAUUCUAGUGAUAUUUUUAGCUUUCAUCCUCUGUUAUUCUCCUGUUACAUUUGUUAAAAUCUUUAAAAAAGAGAAGAGCAUGCCUAUUUUGAAUAUCAUAGGCUACCUUGGUGGUUAUUGCACCGCUUGUAUCAAUCCUAUCAUUUAUGUCAUUAUGAGCAGAGAAUACAGAAGAGCUUAUAAAGAAAUAUUCAUCUGUAAUAAUAAAGUUAAUAGUGUUGCAGAGACACGCACUACAAGCUUAUAAACUACAUUUUUUAAGCGUUUGUUCAUAUGCAGUAUUUACAUUUUGCAUUAAACUAUACAAUUAAAUACAUUAUAUGUAUGCAUAUAUGCAUCCUAUAAUAAGUAGUAUUAUAUUGUUAUAAUGCAAAUAUGUGAAAAGGAUAAUUACACGCCUUUUAAUAA